Molecule: messenger RNA, 1431 nt
Organism: Stomoxys calcitrans (stable fly)
Lineage: Eukaryota; Metazoa; Arthropoda; Insecta; Diptera; Muscidae
Exons: 2
Coding region: 51-1307 (418 amino acids)
Molecular function (GO): nucleic acid binding
Source: RefSeq, a predicted model, not a curated record
GUGUCAUUUUUUAAUAUCAUUUGUAUAUUAAACUUUGUAAACCAUCCACAAUGACGCCAAAGGAAAGAAUGAAGACUCAUUGGGCUAAAAAUUGGGCCAAAGUAAAAGAAAAGAAUUUACAAAAUACAAAUGUUUACCCCUCAACAAGACAAACACAAACCCGUAAAGAAUUGGAGAACUGUCGUGCCCUGCAAGCGGCCAACUUAAAAAAGGGACUAGAAACGAAACUUGAGGAAGGCAACAAAGGCUUUGAGUUGCUUAAGAAAAUGGGUUAUCAAGUGGGUCAGGGCUUGGGUAAGGAUGGCAAUGGAACAUUACUGCCGUUACCACUAGAAGUUAAAAACGAUCGCAAAGGUUUGGGAGCAAUAAAGAAGGAUUUGCCUACAAAUAAUAGCACAAAGCAGCAGGCUGUCAUUAAGGACUCAACGAAAUCAAUUUCUCAGAAGCCACUGUUAAAAGCCGAUCAAAAACAAACUAAGGCUGAGGCUACUCCUAGCUCUAGAGUUUGCCGUACGAAACAUUCACCAAUACGUGCCCCAGAGCCAUCGCCACCUAUUGUCAAAACAAAUGGACAAGAGAAGGCAACGGCAGUGCAAAGUCCACGUAUACUAGCAAAUCUAAUAUCCAGCAAUAGUUGUGGAGAUCCAGUAUUUAUGAAGACCAUCUUUAAUAGCUACUACUCCGAGGUUGAGCUAAUGCAACUGCGUUUAGAAGCUUCAGCCUCCCGUAAUAUCACCCAUGCGGAGAACGAUUUAAUUGAUGCCCGAAUUCGUAUGGGCAAAAACGAGAUCAUUGACAAUUAUACUUUCGAAUUUAUACGUAGCGAACUGGUGGGAUGGAUUGGUCUCUAUCAAAAGCAAGACAUGCCCACACCCAUAUUCCACACCAUGGUCCACAAGAAACACUACAUAACAAUAGUUUGUGGCAAUGAGUAUGCCUAUAAUUUCCUUGCUGAAUGUAUAGACGAUAUAGCACAGCUGGAAGACUUCAAUCAAAUAACACUCCAGCCUCAGCCAGCCAUCGGUUUGGGUGUGUACUGUUUUGAUGCCAUCUAUGAGGGAAUAGUACGUGAACCCGAAAUGUUCUUGAUUCAAAUUAAGAAACACAAACCCCUACUUAAUGCCGAACUGUGGAUGGUCAUAGAACAUAAGGUCUACUCGGAGGAAGGUAAAACAUAUUUCAUGUUCUUGGUCGAUGAACGAUCGGCCCUAUGUCUCAAUUUUCAAUACAGUCCCAACUUAUGCAUUUGUAUGCAAAAUCUACUAAUGCGUAAUCGUGGUCUAGUUACUGAGGAAUGUAUAAAUUGACCUUAAUAUCCAAUUGUAAGUUAAGUGCUGUACAUACUAGAUGUACAAAAGCCAUUAUCAAUGCCUAGUGACUGGUUCAUAUUUCGCAUGAAAAUCAAUAAAGCUUGGCUUUUCACAAACACAA